AGACUACCAGCAAUCUAUGAUCAUGAGUCAGAUGAUGUCUGCCGAGGACUUUGAUGCUAAGGCAGACAAUAUUCUGUCUCGUGUAAAAUAUGGAUUGGACCAGUGGAGCGGAUCAGGAGACAAUCACAAUACAGGGACCUCAGACCUAUCUAGUCAUUACUGUCCAGUCUGUAGAAAUAUAAUGAAGGGAGACCAGCAUUGCCCCCUGAUCUAUGUUCCUUGUGGUCACAAUACUUGUGUUUCCUGUUCCAAAGGGAGACAAAUCUGUCCUUGUUGUGGUUCUCAGGCCUCCUCUAAAACAAGGAACAUCAUGCUCAUGCAAAUAAUAGAGGAAUAUCACAAAAACAAGCAAAAACUCAAAGAGGAACAAAAUGGCAACUUUGAUAGCAAUGCCAAUAGUUCACAUAACAUUGAAACAGCUCCCAGAAGAAAAAGAGGAAUCAACAAAACAAAGUACAGAGAAGAAUAUGAAAAUCUGAAAAUGAGACAAGAAGUUCUUAAAGUAGAAAUCAAAGAUAUACAAGGUCAAAUAAACUCUUAUGUGAAGGAAAUUUCAGCUGGAGAAAAACAGGUGUCAAGUGUUAAGAGGGAAGAGGAAAAAGUAAUAGGUCAAAUACAAGCUCUGCAGGAAAAGCUCAGAGCCUUAGAACAGCACAGGGCUCAAUAUGAGACAGAUUGUGAGUGCACUCGGCAAGCUCAGAAAGAGGCUCGGGAGAAACUACAUCAAACUCAGGACAUUUUAUUGACAGUUGAAAUACAGAUGGAAAAAGCAAGAUUAUUGGCAGAGCAGUAAACUGAAAAUGGAGGAUUACUUGUGAAUUUGAAAGUAACCAGUUUCUUCAGAUUUCUGUAUAGUUUUGACAGUCCUGUUGUGCCCUAAAGAUUAUUGUAUCAAAGGAAAACAUACAGCUCCAGCUGUAAUUCUUAGUAAAAAUCUCUGGAAAAAGGGCAUUUACUCCCUCCAUUUUCAUUAUACAAUGUAGACAAGAAUGUAGACCAACAUCUUUGAAUGAAAAUGAAGAAGAGAUUCACAACUGGAUACAGAUGAAUUUUCAAUUUGAUCUGCAUCUAAAGCUGUAAACUCAUAUUGUGAGAAUGUAUAAGUACAUGUACAAGCCAUUUAUAAAU
Molecule: messenger RNA, 1128 nt
Organism: Saccostrea cuccullata (small rock oyster)
Lineage: Eukaryota; Metazoa; Mollusca; Bivalvia; Ostreida; Ostreidae
Exons: 5
Coding region: 17-793 (258 amino acids)
Source: RefSeq, a predicted model, not a curated record